Peromyscus californicus insignis is the source of this 2121-nucleotide messenger RNA. It is a transcript of the gene Samd10, whose product is annotated as sterile alpha motif domain containing 10. Gene Ontology annotation, cellular component: cytoplasmic side of plasma membrane. Gene Ontology annotation, molecular function: protein binding. The record is from RefSeq and is a predicted model, not a curated record. Lineage: Eukaryota; Metazoa; Chordata; Mammalia; Rodentia; Cricetidae. The transcript is spliced from 5 exons. Gene Ontology annotation, biological process: cell surface receptor protein tyrosine kinase signaling pathway. Bases 118 to 726 code for a protein of 202 amino acids.
CGGCUUGGGCUCGGCUGGCUCCGGCGGGUGGGGACGCGGUGCGCGUUGCCCAUCGGCCGCACUGGCCCCCUGGUACGCCGCGAGGGGCGUGUACCCAACCGCGCACUGGCGGGCUCCAUGUUCACCGAGCUGAGGUCAAAGCUGAGCCCCCCGCGAGCUCGCGCCGGGGCUGUGCGUACAGGCUUCGGGGAGCGCCCGGAUGUGGACGCCACUGCCCAUUUCAGCUUCUGCCAGACCCUCCUAGAGCACACAGUGUCAGCUGAGAACAUACCCUGCCACCUGCCUCGGACACCAGGCACCAGCCUCACCUGGCAUGACUCCCGUAGCCAGAGGGCAUCCAGCAGCAGGCCAGUCAAGCUCCUUCAGCAGCCAGGCUCAGAGACCCCCCAGGCUCGGCUGUACUCUGAUCACUAUGGCUUGUACCACACAAGCCCUUCACUGGGUGGCCUGACAAGGCCCGUGGUCUUGUGGAGCCAGCAGGAUGUUUGCAAGUGGCUCAAGAAGCAUUGUCCUCACAACUACCUCGUCUAUGUCGAGGCCUUCUCCCAGCAUGCCAUCACUGGCCGAGCCCUGCUUCGACUGAAUGCAGAUAAGCUGCAGAGAAUGGGGUUGACCCAAGAGGCCCAGAGGCAGGAGGUGCUGCAGCAGGUGCUCCACCUGCAGGUGCGCGAGGAGGGGCGGAGCCUGCAGCUGCUCAGCCAAGCUUCCUUCGGAAACAUGUCCUAGCUGCUGCCUAGACUUGGACCCCAGACCCCAACACUGUGACCAGAGCCCACAGCCAAGGAUGAGGCAGAGCUGGCCCUACAGCCCCUUUGGAUCCUAGUGACUAAAUCUAGCCCAGUGAACAGGGAGGGGCAGGACUGCCACCUCCAGGUUCCUCUGGAGAGGCACUAUAGGUUCUGCCCUGUGGCUGGGUGGGUGGUCGCUGCCUGCCUGAAGACCCUUCUUCUGGGAUCGAAGCCCAGGUCCACCCCCUGGUGCUGCUGGCAGCGAACAGGGCAGCUGCCUGGAGUGAGAGUGGGGUUUGAAUGUCCCCAGACUCCCAGGGAGUCUGUUUAUUUAUGCUCCCUCCAACAUGUGACCAUCCCCCAUCUUCUGAGUCAUGAGUCCCUCCUUAAGUCUUUUAAUUCUGUUUUCCCCAGGCACAUCCAGGUCAGCUACACAUCGGGACAAGCUUGCUUGGCUCUCUUUCUGGUGUAUCCCUUCCCUAACCCUCUCAGAGUACAGCAGGUUCAACCUGUUGUCCACAGUGAUGGUCAUCAGCCCAGCUAGGUAUCAUGCCAUGUGCUUCACUCAGUGAUUAUGAAACUUCAGUUUACCCUAUCCACCACGAGAUCUGAAGUUGGAAGGGGUCCAAGAUGCUCAAGCUCCAAAGCCAGUGUGUGGCGGGACACAGACUCCGGUGCCACACAGGUGACCCAUGCACAGCCCACCAGUUCAGCAAUGUUCCCAACCUUACCUUUGAAGAAGUCUUGCUCUUAAGCAUCUUCCCUAUUCCCUGGCUCUUAGAGACCAUCUUGAAGAAACGUGUGUGUGUGUGUGUGUGUGUGUGUGUGUGUGUGUGUGUGUGUGUGUGUGUACACCUCUGCGGCUCUCCCAAGAAAAUCUGUAUUUAUAAUUUUUCCAAGAAAAUGAUGUAGGGCUGUUCCUCUCAUGUGUCACCAGAUACCUGAACAACCCUCCCUUGGGUAUUUGGGGGCUGGUGCUGCCAGGAAGGACAGUGAGGAGCCCCUGGCAGCUCACUUGCACUCUGCCCUCUACUAACUUUCCCAGGGACUCUAAAAUCUCAGGGACAGUUGAGGCUCAGCCUCCAGUCCCCUCUGCGUGCCAGAAGCUGGCCUCAAUUCAAGGUUGCUCAUUACAAUUAAUUUAGGCCACUGACCUGGCAUCUCCCAUCCUGUAUGCCCUCCACCCAUGGAAGGACCACCUUGUUGUGUCUGCCUGCCUUUAGAAUCCCCCAGUCCUUGUUCCUGCAACCAGAGGGCUCUCUCUGCCUCCUUUCUCUCUCCUCUGUCAUUUCUACCCUAUGCUCCUGUCCUGUCUUCCUUGGUUUUUGGUCACUUUUUUAUACUAUGACCAGAAAAAAAAAAAAUCAGAAAUAAAUCUGGUUCUCAAAUGCCA